Molecule: messenger RNA, 1217 nt
Organism: Anopheles bellator
Lineage: Eukaryota; Metazoa; Arthropoda; Insecta; Diptera; Culicidae
Product: zinc finger CCCH domain-containing protein 13-like
Exons: 2
Coding region: 102-1022 (306 amino acids)
Cellular component (GO): extracellular matrix
Source: RefSeq, a predicted model, not a curated record
CCGUUCUAAGCGAUCUGCAUCAGUUUGAUCAUAGCACAACGUUCGUACAAUACCGUAAAUCAGACACUGCUGGCGACACUGAGCGACACAAGCCGGAGAAGAUGGCGCUGAAGUUUAUUCUUUUCCUGGUGGCAGCAGUGGGCGCCGCCAGCUUGCAAGACUAUCAACAGCCUCAAAGCCAGCAACACCAGCAGCAGCAACAGCAGCAGCAGCAACACACUACAGAGCCAGAGAACCGUCAGCAAUCGAACGAUAAUCGAUUUGUUGUGGACACCCAACAUGCUAACGAAGAACAGAUCGGCUAUGACUUCUCGUACUCCGUUCACGAUCCAGUCACGGGAGACCAGAAGAGCCAGGAAGAGUCGCGACGAAACGGGCACGUCCGGGGCCAGUACUCUUGGGUUGACGCGGACGGUAUUCGUCAAAUUGUCGACUACCGUGCCGAUGAUCGCACCGGCUUCAACGCCCAGCAACGCAGUGAACCCGUCAACCGACCACGCCUGAACCGAGUGUUGAAGCUCGUGCCUGCUCAGUCGGUUAAGCCACUGUACACGAUCGACACAGUCCUCGCCCCAGCCUACACGUCCGUGACACGAGUGGACCAGAUCCGACGACGAGACCAGGAUACUACCCGUGGAGGCGGCCGAGAAGGACAGCAAAGUGAAAAGCUCGGAGAUGCUCGGGCCAAUCGGCGGGAUGAGCUCAGUGAGCAGCGAGAUGAACGGCGCGAAGGGCGGCCAGAGGCGACCGAGCACGAGGAUCGUCACGAGGAACGCCAUGACGAGCGGCGUGAAGAACACCGUGACGAUCGGCGUCAGGAUCAGCAACGGGAGGAUCGUCGCGACGAGGAUCGCCGGGAACGCGAGCGUCACGAUGAACGCCGGGUCGAGCACCGCGAUGAGCGCCGUAAUGAGCAACGCCAGGAGAACCAGGACGAUCGCCGCCAGCAAGGACUCGGUGCUGGAAUUCAGUCGGAGGUGCGAUUCCAUGCCCCUUCCGUGACCUACGAGUACCGUAACUGAAGUAACGCACCUAACUGCCACACGAAAACCGGAUCGUCUGCCUCUACUGAUCGUGAACCCUUACCAUGCGCCACCGUAUGCAAGUGAAUAAUAUCGAUACAACCACAACGUUCAGAAUUUGUUGUUUAGCAACAAUUUCGUCUACAAUAAAGCAAGCGGUUUUCAUACGAAAAUCUAUUGAAAUCGCACAAAAGC